Trichomycterus rosablanca is the source of this 2970-nucleotide messenger RNA. RefSeq names its product serine/threonine-protein kinase 31-like. Gene Ontology annotation, cellular component: autophagosome; cytosol; cytoplasm. The transcript is spliced from 24 exons. NCBI's taxonomy places the organism in Eukaryota, Metazoa, Chordata, Actinopteri, Siluriformes, Trichomycteridae. The record is from RefSeq and is a predicted model, not a curated record. Gene Ontology annotation, biological process: regulation of autophagy; peptidyl-serine phosphorylation; autophagosome assembly. Gene Ontology annotation, molecular function: protein serine/threonine kinase activity; ATP binding. Bases 113 to 2818 code for a protein of 901 amino acids.
CACACACAAGGGCAAGUUUAGAGGAGCUAAUCCACCGUCUGCAUGUUUAAAACACACCGCCACUGACAACAGGACAGGAGCUCAUGUGGAAGCCUGCAGAGAGGAGGUGGUGAUGAAAAUGGAACUGCUCGUUGCUACCCAUGUUGUGGAUGCCAUCACGUUCUGGGCUCAGAACGUGUCUGAGGAUAAAGAAGCUGAGAAGAUCGAUGCAGCUCUGUCUGAAAUAUGCCCCACUGCGUUAAGAUUGUCAGGAAGACCAAGUCCUCACAAAUUUUAUGGUGCGUGUUACACAGGGGACCGGUGCUGGUACAGGUGUAAGGUGCAGCAGCAGGUUGAUGACAAGUUUCACGUCACGUAUGUGGAUUACGGGAACACUGAGGUGGUAGGACGAUCUGACCUUGUGGAACUUCCAGAAGACCUGCAGUGUGCAGCACUUGCCAAAAAGUACAGAUUCUGGAGCUUCAAUCUGGCGAGCGAGCUGGACUCUCCACAUUACACACAGGGGAAGUCCUUCCUGCAGAACCUGAUUUCUGGAAAGAAGCUGCGCAUCAGUAAGAAGUCGAUCUGCUUCGACGGGACGAUCCUGGUCCAGGCGUUUCAGGGUAACCUGGAUAUCGGCGAGGAAGUGUCGAAGUUCAAAUUCGCCAAGAUGAGUCUCCCAGGAAACAUGGAGAACCCACUUCCUGUCGCGGCUCUCCAGAGACAGACCGGGCCGUGGACCUGCGGCGAGGGGGACUCGGACAUCUCGUCUCCUUUCGGAUGUUUGCCGAAGCUACGCCCGGUCCUCUCUAACCAAAAGCCUCAGAUCAUGAAGACUCAAAGUACCAACACAGACACAGAUGAAAGCGCCGCAGAGCUGAUUGCGGAGAACCGGCAGCUUAACACAGACAAGGUGCUCACAAAGGCGGUCAGUGAGACGUGUCCGGGGAAGGACGAGUGUGUCCAAGUCCACAUGGAAUCAACAGUCGGUGAACGUUUCUCUCGACUGGCUGAGAAAGUGGAAGCGGUGAGGAGGAACAGGGAGAACAGUCAGAGCAGCGCUGCCGAGGAUCUUCUCUCUGAAUCCAUAACCGUGGUGGUUAAUAAUCGAAUCGUAACGCCGUUUACGUCAGACAGACUGGAGGUGGCGAAAGAGGACUACACCCGGGCUUUACAGAAGCUCAGAGAGUGUCAGAACAAGGGGGAGCUGGAGGACCUGGUGAGCACCAAAAAUCAGAUUUGCAGCGUUCUCUGCACCGCCGUGGACGACUUCCUGUCUGAGGUGGGGGGCCUGCCGAUCGCUGAGCGACUGAAGACUUUAAAGGAAGUGAGCUCGUCCCUGACCACCGCGCUCGGUUCGUCCUCGGGCGAGGACGCCGGGGAUCGGUCGUAUGAGCAGUUCUGUGAGUGGAAGAAUCGGAAGCAUCAGAACUUGAGGAACACGAGACAGGCGACGGAUAAAUCCCUCUGCGCCCUGAGCGAGUGGGCGGCCGACGCCGGCAAGUUUUUCUGCUUGACCGAGAAGAGCGCCGUGACCCUGGAGGCCAUCGCAGCGGUGGACGAGCUUCUGAAGCAGGCGGAGUUUCAUGUGUGUGAGGAGCUGAAUGUUAAAACUUCUGAGCAGGAUAACGAGGAGACGAAGAUCAUCUCCGACGCUUUUCGUAAAGUGAUGCAGUGUAUCGAAAGAGAGCAGCGCCUGCUGUGUGGCGUCCGGGACGCGUAUGAGGUCAACGUGAAGUUUCAGAAGGACGUGUCGCAGUGGCAGAGCGCCACGCCCAACGCAGACGAGCUGCUCUGCAUCAAGAAGCGCAUCAAGAAACUGCGCUCACAACUGCGCUGGAAGCUGGUGGAAGUGAACUGUCUGGAGGAGGCGGAGGAACUGGAUCUGCCCGAGGUUCUGAGGAAGAAGGAGGAGAUCGCUGAAACCAGGAACGCUCUGUUUCAAGAAAUAAGGCGUGAAAAGGAGGAAUAUAUCAAACUGGGUGAACUGGUGAAGGGAAGCUUCCCUGAGCUUGUGCAGCUCCAUCCUGAGGCAGAUAUCGACACCUACCUGAGCUCCGACGGGCUGCUGAUGAAGAGUUUGGACCGAGACACGUUCGACGCCGAGCCCAUGAGAGAGCUGAGCGGCAGGAGACCGCUGGUGUGCACCGAGUUCCAGGGUCAGAAGGUCGUGCUGAAGAGCUACUCUGUGGACGAGGAAUCUGAAGUCAGGAUGAUCGAGCAAGCCGUGCAGUAUCACCGAGCUCAAGAUCAGAACCCCUCCGCCGCCAUGCCUCUGCUCAGCCUGUUCUUCGGCAAGUCCGAUCCUCUGGCGUACAUCAUAGUGCCGUACUACUCGAGUGGGAGUCUUAAAGCUGUGCAGAGAAGCAACCCGCUGCACGCGUCUGAGGUCGGGAAGGUAAUGAGAGGAGUUCUUCUGGGCCUGCAGAGUCUGCACAGAUCCUGCAUCACUCACGCCUCCCUGAACCCCAACAACGUGUUCGUCCUCAACCGAGAGCGCGGCGUCAUCGGGGACUUCGAUUUUACAAAGACGCCCGAGCAAAGGGCCGUGGACGGUGGCAUGGUGGCCGGCUCCGUUGUUCUGGUGGCUCCAGAAAUAAAGCGGGGUCAGCGGCCGUCUCCAGCUAGCGACAUGUUUGCUUUCGGUGGCCUCCUGCUCUGGCUUCAUGCUCCAGACUGCAGUGGUGAUGUGGGAAAUGAGCCCCAAGCUGCGGAGUUCACCAGAUUGAAACUGGAUGAGAAACUCCAAACCCUGAUCCCCAAGCUGCUGGUUAGUUCUGGAAGGCCGUCAGCUCUGGACGUUCUGCACGAUGACUACUUCCUCGCCUUAGAAAACUGAUUAUACUGAACAGAUUAUAAGAAAUGUCAUUAUUUUGGUUUGCAUUUACGCUCUAGUUUUUAGUUCCUGGUUUUGUUACAGAAGGAAAAUCUAAAGAGACUUUUGUUUAGAUUCUUUCUCUAUGUUUUGUUCAAAUAAAAACGCUACUCGGA